AUGUACACCUCAGGAGGGCCCCGCUGCAGCAACCAAAAAGAAGCGAAGCCAAAACGCAGUCAGCAGCAGCAGCAGCAGCAGCAGCAGCAGCAGCAGCAGCAGCAGCAGCAGCAACAGCAAAAUAGCAGCAGCACAAACAGCAGUAGUAGCCGCAGCAACACUAGCACCAGCAGCAGCAGCAGCACCAGCAGCAGCAGCACUCGCCAGCAACAGCAGCAGCAGCAGCAGCAGCAGCAGCUGUGA
Molecule: messenger RNA, 243 nt
Organism: Eimeria mitis
Lineage: Eukaryota; Apicomplexa; Conoidasida; Eucoccidiorida; Eimeriidae
Exons: 1
Coding region: 1-243 (80 amino acids)
Source: RefSeq, a predicted model, not a curated record